CCGUCUCCGUAAAUUUAGAGUAUUCUAAGGAGACAUGUUUAAGUUAACGCGUGUUGUCGCUCAAGAACUGCUGCCCCAAUGUACCGCGAAGAGGUUUGUCAAAGGACAUGCAAGCGCCAAUGUCUGGGCCACUCAAUUCAGUACAAAUUUAAGUAGGUCAAGAGCAAGACCUCCUCCAGCAGUCGUUUCCUCAAGGCUACCGGCUUCGGCUGCUAGUGCUAGUACUCCGGCUGUCUGGAGGCGCAUGUCGUCGGCUUCAUCUUUAAACGACAGCGAUGUUCAGAAAAGAGUGGAGGAUAUUUCUCACAAGUUUAAAGAGGCCAUGGAGUUGCUAGAAGAUGCGCGAGGAUCCGUAGGCACAGUGUACUUUUCUGAGGACAUGACAGAUGCAGAGAAUGCAAUUCAAGAAGUUCUCUCGGACUAUGAUGCUCUAAUGAAAGAAAUGAAUGAGGAUCAAAAACGCUCGGUUGUUAGGACAAUUGGAUUGAAAAUGGAAGAGCUGAAAGCUCAAGUGCAAAUGUUGAAAGACUCCUUGAAAGACUAAAUCUUCCUUGAACAUGAUAAUACAAUUGAAACUUAUGAGACGAUUGAGUCAAUUAACAUAGUUCCAACAGAUAACACA
Molecule: messenger RNA, 622 nt
Organism: Thrips palmi
Lineage: Eukaryota; Metazoa; Arthropoda; Insecta; Thysanoptera; Thripidae
Exons: 3
Coding region: 35-544 (169 amino acids)
Source: RefSeq, a predicted model, not a curated record